Messenger RNA from Corticium candelabrum, 859 nucleotides. RefSeq lists its product as uncharacterized. The record is from RefSeq and is a predicted model, not a curated record. The transcript has a single exon. Bases 215 to 730 code for a protein of 171 amino acids. Lineage: Eukaryota; Metazoa; Porifera; Homoscleromorpha; Homosclerophorida; Plakinidae.
UGAGAAAGGCUGUCUUUAUUGAUAAACACCUAAAGAUAUCAACAAAGAGAAUAAUUUACAAUGCGUGUGUUAUGUCUGUGCUGUUUUAUGGAGCAGAAUGUUGGAUUCUUCUCAAAAAAGCAGGACAAGAAGCUGAACACCUUUCACCAUCGAUGCAUUAGAAGUAUCUUGGCCAUUUCCAACAGGCAACAAACAAUGGUCUGAGCACCUCACAAUGGCAGAAGUGAGGAGGUGGGAAGAUGAGGAGCCUGCAUCUGAGAAAGUGAAAAGGAAAAGGUUGGAAUGGUUGGGACACCUAGCAAGGAUGCCAGACCAUAGAAUGCCAAAAUCAACCUUAUUUGGUCGGUUGACUCAGCCUUGCCCCAGAUGUGGUCCAAAGAAGAGAUGGAGAGAUAUGAUGAGAAGAGACUUUAAAGACAUUGAAGUAUCAGAGGAGGAAUGGUAUGAUGAGGCUGUGAGGUCGAGAGCGGGCUGGAGUACAUUGUGUCGUGAUGGUUUGGAACGUUGGAGAGAGAGAAUGGGGACAUGUACUCUGGUGGCAGUCAGGGAUGUGAUGUGUGAGGUGUGCUCCAGGACCUUUAGAAGACAAAGUGAUAAGGUGAGACACAAGUGUAUGGAAGAAAGAAAGAAACCUAUAAGGAAACAACAAGGUGCAAUCCAAUGUUCAGAUUGUUUCAAAUGGUUCAGAAGUAAAAGAGGAUUGACAGUUCAAAGAUGUGUAGAAUUCUAGCAAGUACAAUGUUCAUUCAUCAGACUUGUUGCCUCUUGGAGGCAUGCGUGAUCGUUUUACGGUAGCUUUUGAACAGGACAGGACAAGUGUGUGUGUGUGUGUGUGUGUGUGUGUGUGUGUGUGUGUGUG